UCAAUUUGCGUCAAUUUGUUUUGAAUCAUCGCUAAGUUCACGUCGCUAUCUUUCAGAAUGAUAUUUGAUGGUCUGCAGUUUGCAUUUGAGUUUUCGACCAAAGAUACGUUCGGCUUUAAGAACGAAGUCAAAACCCUCGUCAAGGACAAUGGAGGGAUUGUGUCCUACAUUGUCAGCAAGCAGGUGUUCGCUUUGUUGAUCUCUGACCCUUCUUUGUCGAAGAACUCCAAGUGCAAGAAAGCACUUCAUUCAGGCUUCAGGGUACUAGAUAUCUCCUUUGUGAAGAAAUGCAUUGAGAGUGGCUGUGUCCUGGAUCCAGGUCCCUUCAGUCUUGCCCUGUUGCGUUCCAAAGAGAGUUUCCAGGCUGGAGUUAUCGAAGUUUGUUCUCCGGACGUCGGACCUGUUGAGACGGAAAAAGAAGAAAGUGUGUGUUUGAAAAACUUGCGGUCGUACAAACUGAAACUCGAUGAUUUAGACCCUCACACGUACGAGUACUUGAAAGGUGUAGUUCUAAUGAAUGACGACAAACAAAUUGCUUCGGUAGAAAUUGACAAAAUCAAUGCCGUUUUUCAUCUCUCGGAUGGUUCCACGAUCGACACCCCAUUUGCGGUUAUGAAAAUCGAAUCCAUGAUAGUUGAUUCGAUCGAGUUCUCAAAAUGCAUAAUGGAUGCUGAAAUUUUUCCGUUUGAAAGUGGUCGGAAAGCUGUGGGAUGUUACGCCGAGCUAAUUCGGGUCUUUGAAGAGGACAAAGACAUGAAGUCUUAUUUCGGAUGCAAAGAGUUGAACGAUACAACGAGUGUAUCGACUGUUGCGCAACUAGUGGGAUCACAGAAGUUCAGACAGGUUAUUCUGAUGGAUGACAAAAACUCGAUGCUGGAUACCAGCAUCACGGAGCUCAUGCAAACUCUGUAUGGAGAGUCUCAGGCGACAUUUGACGGGUUGCGCAACGGCUCGAAAUCCGUGUUUGAGUUCAAACGGGAGACCGUAAACGAAGCCAUGGGAUACUUGAAACAACUUAAAAUAAUAUUACAAGGUGCGAAAUUGAAAAAACAGGAAGCAAUAGCAGGGGAGUUGAAUCGCGGGGACAGUGAUGUGGAGUCAGGUUCAGAUUCGUUCAAGGUUGCAUCUUUGACCAAGAAGUUCUUCCAGUGCAUUCCUCACAAGAGAACAUUUGUGCUUGACUUGAAAACUGUAGUUCACAAAUUGGACAUGUGUCAGGUUAUUUUGGACAUGAACUCAAUUGGAGAGAGCACAAAUUGGGCCCCCGUUCCCCCAGUUAUGUCGAUGUACAAGGCUCUGGGAGUGCGAAUCACGCCACUUCCUGCUGUCGAACUAGAGGCUCUUUCACAAUCGCUACAGUUUUCGAACAGGGCAGAAGUAACUCAGGUGUUUGGACUUCUGAAACCUGCUCAGAUGUGUUCGUUCAAGUCGACUGGAAAGGAAGUGCAAACAUUGUAUCACGGAACAAGUCCUGCCAACUUGAUCGGAGUUUUGUCGAGGGGACUCAUACUUCCUAAUGUUGCGACCAAUGAGUUUGGGAUACCUUUGACAGACUUCGGCAAGCUGGGUCGAGGCAUCUACUUCUCAGAACAGAUGAAUACGAGUUUAAAGUACUGCUCCCCAGCUCAACAUGGGCUCAGAUACCUUCUCAUGUGUGAAGUGGUUGUCGGAAAGCAGUUCGAGACCUCGGAUCUGAUGCCCGAAAGAACCACAGCUCCAGAAGGGUUCGAUUCUGUUGUUGCGAACCCUGAUUCGCAUAACUUCAAUGGAGAUUCUGAGGUAGUGGUGUAUAAUACGAACCAAGUCAGAUUGAAGUAUCUGAUUGAGUUGAAGGUCGAAGGCGAUAAUCAGAAGAAUGGUUGGGAGUUCAAUUCUCAGCUCUUGUUACCUGGUUUUGGUGGUGAUGAGGUCGAUCUAGCCAGCAGGGGAAAAGAGAACGACUUGAGCUUCGAUCUUGAAAAGCUGAAGCAUCUGCUACCGCCGGAACCAGAAGCUGGACUGCUGCCGAAGAAUGGCUCCAGAAAUUCCGUUCCACUCCAGGCCGUACAUGUACGAGCGAAGCUAGUUGACCUUGCGGCUAAGGUUGUGGUUCUACAAGUGUAUGAGAACAGGAACAUAACUGAGUCGAUUGAGGCCAAAUACGUGUUCCCUCUUGACGAGUUCUGCAGUGUCGUUGGCUUCGAGGCAUUUAUUAAUGGCAAACAUGUUGUCGGAGAGGUCAAGGUGAAAGAAACAGCCCGAAAGGAGUACAAAGAAGCAAUUUCUCAAGGUCACGGCGCCUAUCUGAUGGAAGAGGACAAAGAAAUUCCAAAUGUGUUCUCAGUUGCGGUCGGUAAUCUGCCUCCUAAAGCGACAGUCGUGAUUAAAAUCACGUAUGUCACCGAACUUCAAGUGGAAGCAUCUGAUCUGAAGUUCUCGAUUCCUGGAGCAGUUGCACCUUGGAGUGUUGAAAAUGUCAAAACUGAUACUCUGCAGUCAACUGUAAAGAGUGUGUUAUUAAAUAAUGGCGGAUUUGGCGAUAGAAGUGAUAUGGAGAAAGUUUUGAAGCAUAAGUUUACUCUGCAAGUGAAUAUGGAAAUGCCUUUCAAAAUAAUGCACCUGAAAUCAGAGACUCAUCCGCACUUGAAAACAAAGAGAACAGAGACAAUGGCUGUGUGUGAACUACCAAACGGGACUUCGGAUGGAUCCGACGCCUCAUCUCUCGGGUCACAAGGGUUUGAACUCCUGAUUGGACUCAACGAGAUCCACAAACCCAGAAUGUGGGUGGAAAAGUUGCCCUUGCAGCCAAACGAACAAGCUACGAUGCUAACAUUCUAUCCCGAAUUUCAAACAAAGUCUGGUAGAUAUUCCGCGAGCAAUCAGCAAGUUUUGAUUCUUCUUGAUUUAUCAAACUCAAUGAAGCAUGAUGAUGCGUAUUACUCGGCCAUACAAGUUGCAUGUCUGACAUUGUGGAAAAUUCCUGAACAUUUUCUGUUUAAUGUAAUCGUUUUUGGUACUGAUUUUGAAGAACUCUUCUACAAAAGUGUACCCAAUAGCGCGAAAAACAGAACAAAGGCAAUUGAGUAUUUGACUGAAAAGUCUAACACGUUCGAGCCUAUGGGUGGUACGGAUGCUAAUAGACCUAUAAGCAUCGCCUGGGAACUUUUUAACAGCAAUAUGAAAGACUUUGCUAGAAAGCAGAAAUUGAAAUCGUUCAAAACAACUUUCUUGUUGAUAAGCGAUGGUCAUAUUUCACAGCCUACACAAAGUUCAAUUUCAUCGCUUUUUGAUCAAAAUAAGAGUCUCAAUUUUCGACUAUUUGCAAACGGUGUCUCGUCUUCGUGUGAUAAGCAUACGUUAAGAGUUCUGUGUGAUAAAGGCGCUGGAUAUUUCGAGUUUUUCGACACCGCAACGAAAUCAUCCUGGAUGAAAAAGGUCAAAGGUCAAGUGGAAAAAUUUUCCCAGCACGUGCUGACUAAUGUGUCAAUCAAGUGGGUGCUACAUGAAGACAAAGAUGAUGCCCAUUUAUUCGAUCUUUCGAACCCUGACCGUGUCAUUCAAGCGCCAGCUAACUUAACGGCACUUUUUGACGGCCAACGAGUUGUGGUGUAUGGCAUCGUGUCAUUUUGUCAGCAAGCGAUUUUGGAGGCGGAAUUAAAUGGACACAAAGUUUCGACAGUUGUUUCAACAUCUGAUCACAUGGCUACUGAGGGUCAUCUAGUACACCAGUUGGCUGCCCGAGCAGUGAUACGAGACUGGGAGACGAGUGCCGUGUUACACUCGGAUAAAGCGACUCACGAGUUUGCGAAAGCCGAGUUGAAAAAUACGAUCAUUCGGUUGAGUUUGAAACAUCAAGUUGUUACGCCUUUCACGAGCUUCAUUGCUGUCGAGAAAAGAGAUAAGAAUGAAAAAUUGAAUAUCGACAAUAGCUUUAUUUACAAAAUUAUAUCUGACGAAGAUGUUGAUGCAUUGAAAUAUAUCGGAUGGGAGAACGAAUUAAUCAUAAAGACGCCGAGUGAAAAUUUCUCCGAAUUAGUGGAACAGGGAAUGAAGCAGAAGAGCUAUUCGGUUCUCGAGGCCAAUUGUUCCUUCAGCACCGCAUACCAACUUCUACAGGACAAUAUCGAGUCUAUCGACGUGGAAAAACUUCUUGAGUUUGCUCUGGGCUAUGCUGACAUCCUGAAAGACUCGCCUGGCUCGGAGAAAAUCAUGCGCUCCACCAUAUUGAAAGUAUUUGGGUCAGUAGUCAAGGAAAUUGAGUCUGGAGAAGAGGAGACAUUUUCUGAUGCCAGAACUGAGAAAGUCAGGGAAUUGUUUGCACAACUAGACCAGAGUAUGAUUGAUUCCUUGGACCAGACAAUGCUCACAUCCCUGAACAAAGCAACCAAUAACUCUCUUCUGCGGCUCCUUAGCGUGCAUGUUAUAGAAUUAACUGGAAAAACCUCGAUCUACUCCAUCUCAGCCUUUGAUACAUUUGGCGAUCUCAAGGUGCAAAUCGAGGAAAAAACAGGUAUUCCCGCGGAUCAGCAGCGGUUGAUUAUCAGAGACCACCAGUUGUUGGACCACAUGUUGCCAUCAGACGUGGGAAUGAAUAAUGGAGACAAGAUACAUAUGGUGCUGCGGCUCAGAGGAGGUGGAGACCCGACUGCUUAUAACGAGGAAGUGGCUCCUGCAGUAGUGAUGGACUGCGGCUCACUCUAUGUCAAGGCAGGUCUCAGCAUAGACGAAAGCCCUCUCCAGUUCAAGUCCUUAGUGGGAAGACCCCGUCACCAAGGUGUAAUGGUGGGAAUGGGUCAGAAAGACUGCUAUGUCGGCAGCCGAGCCGAGAGAGUCAAAUUUUCUGCACCAGAAGAUGACACAGAAAAAGCUGUUCUGCCAAAGCAAAAAAAAAAGCUUUCUGUGCAGAAUAGCCAACUCGCACCUAUGCACCUAUGCAGAAACCAAACCAGGCCGUCAGAGCCAAUCGAGCGGCCUCCGCCAGUGCCUACACUACCAAUUCACCCCCCAAAGAUAAAGCCGCUGGUGGGUGCUGCAGGUGGCACAUCGUUCAGACAGAAGCACUCAGUGCCAACUCCCAUGAGACCCCCUCUCUUGAUGCCAAAUAGACUACCGCCCCAUCCAACCACGCCCCCUGCUUCACGCCCACAAACUUCAAUUUCAGAAGAAUUGCCGAUGUUUGUAUUGAAACUACGGGAUUUACCGCGUUCUCCGCAAUCCGCUGGGUCGCUGCUUGGAUUCAAAGACCUUUCCUCUGCUCGUAGAGGUUUUGGUGGAAGUCUUUUUGAUGCCCCCUCAGAAUCAUCAUCUAGAGAGCCGCUACGUGGUAGGUAUCAGCCACUUUCUGGAUGUCGUGUUGCUACGGGUGAACCACCAUUAAUGGGAACAUCUAUGGCACCGCCACAGCCACCAAUUUAUGAAGGAGGUCCUUUUGGUGCCCCCUCACAACCUUCCUCUGGAGCACCGCUAUUUGGGGGACCUCCGCCACCUCCUGGAGGCGGUCUUUUUGGUGCCCCCUCACAACCAUCUUCUAGCGCGCGCCUAUUUGGGGGACCUCCGCCACCUCCACCUCCUGGUGGAGGUCUUUUUGGUGCUUCCUCACAACCAUCCUCUGGCGCGCGGCUAUUUGGGGGACCUCCGACACCUCCUGGAGGAGGUCUUUUUGGUGCCCCCUCACAACCAUCCUCUGGCGCGCGGCUAUUUGGGGGACCUCCGCAACCUCCUGGAGGAAGUCUUUUUGGUGCCCCCUCACAACCAUCCUCUGGCGCGCGGCUAUUUGGGGGACCUCCGCCACCUCCUGGAGGAGGUCUUUUUGGUGCCCCCUCACAACCAUCAUCUAGCGCUCGGCUAUUUGGGGGACCUCCGCCACCUCCUGGUGGAGGUCUUUUUGGUGCCCCCUCACAACCAGCCUCUGGAGCGCCGCUAAUUGGGGGACAUCUGCCACCUCCUGGAGGAAGUCUUUUUGGUGCCCCCGCACAACCAUCAUCUAGCGCUCGGCUAUUUGGGGGACCUCCGCCACCUCCUGGAGGAGGUAUUUUUGGUGCCCCCUCACAACCAUCUUCUAGCGCGCGCCUAUUUGGGGGACCUCCGCCACCUCCACCUCCUGGUGGAGGUCUUUUUGGUGCCCCCUCACAACCAUCCUCUGGCGCGCGGCUAUUUGGGGGACCUCCGCCACCUCCUGGAGGAGGUCUUUUUGGUGCCCCCUCACAACCAUCUUCUAGCGCGCGCCUAUUUGGGGGACCUCCGCCACCUCCACCUCCUGGUGGAGGUCUUUUUGGUGCUUCCUCACAACCAUCCUCUGGCGCGCGGCUAUUUGGGGGACCUCCGCCACCUCCUGGAGGAGGUCUUUUUGGUGCCCCCUCACAACCAUCCUCUGGCGCGCGGCUAUUUGGGGGACCCCCGCAACCUCCUGGAGAAGGUCUUUUUAGUGCCCCCUCACAACCAGCCUCUGGAGCGCCGCUAUUUGGGGGACCUCGGCCACCUCCUGCUGGAGGUAUUUUCGGUUCUGCUCCUCGGCCGCCAUCUCUGUUGUUAAUGCCCAUAUCUCCGCCACUUUCCCCCUCUUCUCCUAUUCUAUUUGACGACUGUUGUUUUUCAGCGUUUGCACACAGCAGAAUAGAGCAAGAGAAAUCGGAUCUUUUGCCGAUGCCGCUAAGUUCUGAUUCCGCCCUUCUGCUAAAGCCUGAAUCGUAUAAAGCGAAAGUUUCUGCAAAAAAACAUGUCCUAAAUAGUUCGAAGCAACAGUCAACGCAAGAUUUAGUAUGUAUGUCAAGUGAGGAAGAACAAGCGUAUUCUGCUCCAAUCUUGCGCCAAUCUAAAGGACUUGUGAAGUCUUCAGAUGACGCUGCUGAUAGUUUUUAUACAAUGCUAAAUACAUCUGUUCGAAGUGAAUUAAUCGAAAGAAAAAGAGGAAAAGGAAAUCGAAUUGCUACUACAUUAGAAAAACCUCCUUUGCCUGAAGAUGGGGAUUCUUUUACUAAUAUAUCUACAUAUGAACCUGAAGAGAUGCAAGAUGAAAUGUUCUCGACUCAAUAUGAUUUAAUUUAUUCAGAAAAGAUGACAGAGAGGAGCUGUGUGCCAAUGAUGGAUUCGUCAAUGAUGAAAGCUGAAACUGGAGAUGAAUCGGAAUCGGACGAUGACAACGGUUUCGGUCUGUUUGACAAUGGCGAUCGUAUGCAAGAAAAUAGAAAAGAGGCGACACUGCGAAAGGCGACGUCUGAUGAUGAAAGUGAAGAUGAAUCGGAAUCGGACGAUGAAACAUGUUUCGGUUCAAUUGACAGUGGCGAUCGCAUGCAAGAAAAAAGUAAAGAGGUGACACUGCGAAAGGCGUCGCCUACAGGUGAAAGUGGAGAUGAAUCGGAAUCGGAUGAUGACGACGGUUUCGGUCUGUUUGACAAUGGCGAUCGUAUGCAAGAAAUUAGAAAAGAGGUGACAGUGCUAAAGGCGACGUUUGAAUCUGACAGUGUGGAAGAAUCAGUUGUGAGGAAAGAUUUCACCCCCUACUCAGACCCACGCUGCCAAUAUGACCUCGACUUUGAUCUGUUUGGGGACCUGGAAGCUGAAUGUGCCCUCGAAGCUCUCCCUAGUCGAAAAUCCCAAGAGUAUGGAUGGGCUGAAUUUGAGGCCGAAGAAGAAUCCGAAUACCAGGCUACAAAAACAUUGACGAAUCGCACGGAAUAUUGCAGCAUGCAAAGCCAAAUUCGCCAACGUAUCGACAUUCCUGAAAAAGAAAAUCAAACCAAGUCUGCUAGCUUUUUCUGUCCACGUCAUCUUGCAGAAGUGCCUUUCGUUCUUAAGAUGUCUUCAGACAUAGAGGAGGUGAAGAUGAAGGCCCUCGAGGUGCUGGAAAAGAAGAUUGAUGAGAUAGACUGGAACUCCCUCUGUGUUAUCGAUCACAUCUGUGAGAAGAUCGAGCUUGCAGCAACAGAGUGCGAACUCUGUAGCUCCAAGCUUUCCACUGUCAUCGAGUACUUUAUCCUUAUUGGCGGAAAGUCACUCGGGAAGAAAGGCUUUUUCAUGGCAGUGAUUCUGGUUUUGGCUCAGCUACACCUGCAAGAGUAUUGUCAGAAGAACGGCGAAGAUGACGACACGAAAGCAGCAGAAGAGCUGCUGAGAGUUUUGUUCCACAAAUAUUGGUAUGUCUACUCCAGUUUCAAUCUGGGAUCCGACUGGCCAAGUGCCGUUCAAAACAUCAAGAUCAAGUGCGCCACCAUGCAACAGCACUCCUAUGAUGAAGCCAACUCUCACUUUAUCAUUUAGACGUCCAUUGAAUUCUUGAUUUAAAAUAGCUCAACAAGACUCCUAUGAUGAAGCCAACUCUCACUUUAUCAUUUAGACUUCCAUUUAAUUCUUGAUUUAAAAUAGCUGAUAGAAAUAAAUUCAUUUAGAUAGACUUACAAUACAAAAUCUAAUCUAACAAUUUGAAAUGGUUUGUCUCUUAUUGAUUAAUCAUUGUGAAAUAAAUGAGUGUUCGUGUCAACAUAACCAGAAAAAAUGUUCUUGAGGCAGCGGAAAUAAACAGGUUUCAUAAUUAUACAUGGUUAAUUUGACGCAGACAAAAAUUUGAAAUGAAGAAAAUGCUUAUUUUUAUUGCGAUUUAACGUU
Molecule: messenger RNA, 8580 nt
Organism: Symsagittifera roscoffensis
Lineage: Eukaryota; Metazoa; Xenacoelomorpha; Acoela; Convolutidae
Product: protein mono-ADP-ribosyltransferase PARP4-like
Exons: 33
Coding region: 58-8235 (2725 amino acids)
Cellular component (GO): cytoplasm
Molecular function (GO): NAD+ poly-ADP-ribosyltransferase activity; protein binding
Source: RefSeq, a predicted model, not a curated record